CAGUCAACACUUCCUGUUUAUUUUAGCUACUGCUGUCACAGUAAAAUACACUGUAUUUGAUGACUAUACGUUAAUUUGUUGGUAUAACACCAUUAUAUAGAGACCAAAAUGAUUCCAUAUACUGUAAAUAUUAAACUCGCUGCGCGGACACUGACUGGAACCGUACAUUUACAGAACAAAACAGCAGUCGAUUGGGGGUGGCAGGGACUGAUUGCCCAAGGAUGUCACUCCAGCAUCCUCAUCAUCGACCCAAAAACGUCCCAGACCAUUCAGGUCCUGGAGAGGCACAAAGCCAAUGUUGUCAAGGUGAGAUGGUCCAGGGAGAACUAUCACCACAAUCUGAGCUCGCCCUACUCCCUGCGGCUGGCGUCGGCUGACGCUGCUGGGAAGAUCAUCGUCUGGGACGUGGUGAGCGGCACGGCUCACUGCGAGAUCCAGGAGCAUGCCAAACCCAUCCAGGAUAUGGACUGGCUGUGGGCGCAGGAUGCCUCUCGGGACCUGCUCCUAGCUGUUCAUCCCCCCAACUACAUCGUGCUGUGGAAUGGAGACACUGGGACCAAGCUGUGGAAGAAGAGCUAUGCUGAGAAUAUCCUCUCUUUCUCCUUUGAUCCCUUCGACCCAUCCAACCUUGCCUUGUUGACCAGUGAGGGCAUCGUCUUCAUCACAGACUUCUCCCACUCGAAGCCCCCUGGAAGUGCAGGCAAGAAGGUCUACAUUGCCAGUCCUCACGCCAGCCCAGCUCACACCAAACCUGUUGCUGCACCGGCCCCUGCACCUACCGGCGCCAAGAAGGCCCUGAACAAAGUCAAAGUGCUCAUCACCAACGAGAAGCCCAGCGCUGAGGCAGUGACCCUGAAUGACUGCCUGCAGCUGUCCUACCUGCCCUCCAAGAGGAACCACAUGCUGCUGCUGUACCCGCGGGAGAUCCUCAUCCUGGACCUGGAGCUCAGCCAGACCGUGGGAGUGGUGGCCAUCGAGCGCUCUGGCGUCCCCUUCAUACAGGCGGUGCCCUGUGCCCAGAGAGACACUCUCUACUGUCUGCAUGAGAACGGCUGCAUCACGCUGCGGGUGUGUCGCUCCACGUCGCCCUCUGCAGACGAGGCAGGCCAGAGCACCGGUCAGACCUCCGAUGCGGAGCAGAGUGCCCAGGAGCUGGUGUAUGACCUGCGCUCGCAGUGCGAUGCCAUCCGGGUCACUAAGACGGUGCGGCCGUACCGCAUGGUCAUCUGUCCCAUCAACGAGAACCGCGCCGCCCUGGUGGUCAGCGAUGGCAGAGUCAUGCUGUGGGAGCUGAAAGCCCACCCAGCCAAGGCCCCGGCCAACCUCAGCUCAGGGCUGUCUCCCCUGUACUCUCCAGUGGCCUUCUGUGGGACUCCGUUGGCUCCGAACCAGAAGCACAUCUCAGACCUCUCCCUCAACACCAUGAUUGGUCACAGUCUGAUCUCUGGCAUGGAGCCGGCGCGCCCGGCGGGGCAACAGGAAGUGCUGCUGAAGUUCCUGCUGACGGGUCUGCUGUCCGGCCUGCCCCUGCCCCCCUUCGCCCUGCGCAUGUGCCCCCCGCUGACCACCAAAAACAUCAACCACUACCAGCCCCUCCUGGCCGUGGGCACAAGCAACGGGUCCGUGCUCGUCUACAACCUGACCAGUGGCCUACUCCACAAGGAGCUGAGUGUCCACUCGUGUGAAGUCAGAGGGAUUGAAUGGAUCAGUCUCACCAGCUUCCUGUCCUUUGCCACCUCAGCGCCCAAUAACCUGGGCCUGGUGAGGAAUGAGUUGCAGCACGUCGACCUCCCAACAGGGAGGUGCUUUGCAUUCAGAGGAGAGCGGGGAAAUGAUGAGCCGGCCAUAGAGAUGAUUAAAGUUUCUCAUCUGAAGCAGUACCUGGUGGUGGUGUUCAGGGACAAGCCUCUGGAGCUUUGGGACGUGAGAACUGGAACCCUGCUGCGCGAGAUGGCCAAGAACUUCCCCACCGUCACAGCACUGGAGUGGUCUCCGUCUCACAACCUGAAGAGCCUGAAGAAGAAGCAGAUGGCGGCGCGGGAGGCCAUGGCUCGCCAGACGGUGUCGGACGCCGAGCAGAGCAGCGUGGAGUCGUCCGUCAUCAGCAUGCUGCAGGAUGCCGAGAGCAAGUCGGAGUCGAGCCAGUCCAUCUCGGCGCGGGAGCACUUUGUGUUCACCGACACCGACGGCCAGGUCUACCACAUCACCGUGGAGGGCAACAGCGUGAAGGACGGCGCGCGCAUCCCCCCCGACGGCAGCAUGGGGAGCAUCGCCUGCAUCGCCUGGAAGGGGGACACGCUGGUGCUGGGGGACGUGGACGGCAACCUCAACUUCUGGGACCUCAAGGCCCGCCUGUCCAGGGCGGUCCCCACACACCGCGGCUGGGUGAAGAAAAUCCGCUUCGCCCCGGGGAAAGGCAACCAGAAGCUGCUGGUCAUGUACACGGACGGCGCCGAAGUCUGGGACACCAAAGAGGUUCAGAUGGUGAGCAGCCUGCGCGUGGGCCGCAACGUCAGCUACCGCAUCCUGGACAUCGACUGGUGCACCUCGGACAAGGUGGUGCUGGCCUCCGACGACGGCUGCAUCCGCGUGCUGGAGAUGGCCAUGAAGUCCGCCAGCUACAGGAUGGACGAGCAGGACCUGACCGACCCGGUGUGGUGUCCAUACCUGCUGCUGCCCCGUGCUGCCCUCACACUGAAGGCCUUCCUGCUGCUGCAGCCCUGGUCUGGUAGCUUCACCAUGGACAUCACACAAGUAGAUUACAACGAGAAGGAUGAAAUCAAGGGCCUAAUUCAGGAGCAGCUCAACUCCCUGUCAAACGACAUCAAAAGCGUCCUGCAGGACCCCGAGCUGAACCUGCUGCAGCGCUGCCUCCUCGUCUCACGGCUGUUUGGCGACGAGUCGGACCUCCAGUUCUGGACCGUGGCGGCGCACUACCUCCAGGCGUUCGCCCAGGCGCGGCUGCUGAGCGUGCCCGACACCGAGGGCCAGCGUCCGGCCGAGGUCUCGCCGGCCGCCGGCCCCGCCACCCACCUGGACAUCUGCCACGACACGCUGUGCGAGAGCACCUUCUUCCAGAGGUUCCAGUUGGAGCGGGUGCAUCUGCAGGAGGUGAAGAGGUCCAGCUAUGAGCACACCAAGAAGUGCGCUGACCAGCUCCUCCUGCUGGGCCAGACUGACCGGGCGGUACAGCUGUUGCUGGAGACCAGUGCAGACAACCCCAGCUAUUACUGCGACUCGCUCAAGGCCUGCCUGGUGACCACCAUCACCUCCUCAGGGCCGUCGCAGAGCACCAUCAAACUGGUGGCCACCAACAUGAUCGCCAACGGCAAGCUGGCAGAGGGCGUGCAGCUGCUGUGUCUGAUAGAUAAGGCGGCGGACGCCUGCCGUUACCUGCAGACAUAUGGAGAGUGGAACCGCGCCGCCUGGCUAGCCAAGGUGCGUCUGACUCCGGCGGAGAGCUCGGACGUGCUGAAGCGCUGGGCGGAGCACCUGUGCUCGCCGCAGGUCAACCAGAAGUCCAAGGCCAUCCUGGUGCUGCUGUCCCUUGGCUGCUUCCACAAAGUGGGCGAGAUGCUCCUCAGCAUGAGGUACUUUGACCGGGCGGCGCUCUUUGUCGAGGCGUGUUUGAAGUACGGCGUGAUGGAGGCCAACGACACCACCAAUAAGCUGAUCGGCGCGGCGUUCUCCGACUACGCGCGGCUGCUGCGCUCGGUGGGGCUGCGCGAGGGCGCGGCGCUCUGGGCCUCCAAGGCGGGCAGCGCGGGCGAGGAGCUACUGGAGGAGCUCUUCCAGAAGGCGGCGGCGGCGGCGGCCACCGAGGCGGAGGCGGAGACCGGGCCCGACGGCGAGGAGCAGGAAGGCCUGCUGAUCAGCACCGAGUAGAGAGAGGCCCGAGCAGACGACCACACCCACUCCCAGAGACGGAGAGGGAGGCCGCGAGAAGAGGGGAGGGAAGACACAGCGGAGAGAAGAAGGGUCGAGUCAGGAAGGGAUAAGAGGGAUGGGGAGCGACAGAUCAAAGAAAGAGAAAGAGCUGUCUCCUCUCUCUCUCUCUCUCUCUUUUUUCUCUCCUUAUCCUCUUCUCCCUGUCCACUACACCUCACCUGUGAGAUGGAGAGGUGACCGCAACCGUAGAAAACACCAGGACCAGAGUGUCCUGUUUGUUGUGUGUGUGUGUGUGUGUGUGUGUGUGUGUGUGUGUGUGUGUGUGUGUGUGUGUGUGUGUGUGUGUGUGUGUGUGUGUGUGUGUGUAAUUAGAUGUUCUUAUCAUGGUCAGUUAGAUGUUGCCCGAUUGCAGUGGCCUGAGUGCUUAGUCGGUGUUCUUGUCAUCCUCUGGUUCUGUGCUACACUCCUGUGUGUGAAUGACCUUCUCUCAUUAGAACACAUGUCUGCGCUGUGGAAGCAGUCAUCAGUAGCUUUGCCAUAGACAGCAUAUUAGUCAAAAGAAAAGCAUCGCCUGUCUAUAUACUGUAAAACAUUCCAAAAUGCCAUUAUUUUUGCACUUUUACUUUGUACCAAAUCUUCUGUUUUUAUUUCUUUGUUUGUCUUGUGGAAUAGCAAAAAAAAAAAACUGUUCUGUACUAAAAAUCGGAAACCAUAGUGAGCGAGUCCUGCACAUGAAUGGAGUCGGCCUCCUUUCUUCCAAAAGAUCUGGAGAAGCUCUGCAGCGCGUGUUCAGCAGAGCGGCUUUCUCCUCCAGCCACAGUGCACGGUGAGCAGCAGGGCUGCAACACUACUGGGUGCCUCCUUAAAGGCUGCCAAAGGUAGAACCGAUACAACACAGGACUAGGGGGGGGGGGGGGUUGAGCACCGUGUGCAUUACGCCACCACAGGCAACUAGACCAGUGAUGUUCAAUGGAAGGCAAGGCUGAGCUCUGUAAUCCCUUUUAAUUCCCUCGUCUGCCCUGACAUGUUUAAAUACACGCCUCUCAGAAUGGAUCCUUUACCUUCGCGCCGUACGCACAUGGGCGAGCUGUGGGUUUGGGGCGUUCGGGCGUCGGAUUAGAAAGGGUGACGGUAUACCGGCGCCUUACCUAGCAGCACGGUUCCUGAGCAGGCUCUGCAAGUUACUGACAAUCAGGAAGAGACAGUGACAUUGUAUCGUAAUGCGCCUGAGCUACACAAGUAAAUCUAAUCUUGUUCAGCUGGGGCAGGGAGGGGAGAGGCUGGGCUGGGCUGGGGCCAUUAUGGUGUCGCAUGUGGCACUCAUGAUCAAGCACAAUGCUGAUUGGUCCAAGGCAUUCCUCUCUUUUCACUUGCUCAUAUCAAGAUAUAGGCAGAUAAUUCAGUGCAAUGUCUCAAAUUCAAAACACAUAUUCUAAAGAUAGUUUUCUGAAUAUAUUAAAAAUAUGAAAUUAUAUAUGUU
Messenger RNA from Sardina pilchardus (European sardine), 5368 nucleotides. RefSeq names its product WD repeat domain 11 (gene wdr11). Bases 109 to 3885 code for a protein of 1258 amino acids. The record is from RefSeq and is a predicted model, not a curated record. Lineage: Eukaryota; Metazoa; Chordata; Actinopteri; Clupeiformes; Clupeidae. Gene Ontology annotation, cellular component: cytoplasm. Gene Ontology annotation, molecular function: protein binding. The transcript has 29 exons.